AUGAAAAACCAAACCCAAGCCUUCCACCAUCUCCUUCCAUUAGACUUCGACAACGUUUCUACACUGCCUGACUCUCAUGCAUGGUCGACAAAAAUUGACGAUAUGUGUCACCUCCUUAUUGGCGACGGUAAAUCAUUGCUGCCCAUCAUUGAUAUCGGCGAGCCGGAUGCGUAUGACCUCGUAAGAGAUGCCUGUGAGCAAUGGGGAGCUUUUCAAGUCAUCAACCAUGGCGUUCCGUUGAGUUUAUUUUCUGAAACCGAGUUCCAAGCUCGGCGGCUGUUCUCGCUGCCCAGGGAACUGAAGCUGCUCGUUGCACGACCACCAUCGGGAAUCAUUGGAUAUGGCAUGGCCCGUAUCUCAUCCUUCUAUCCUAAGUUGAUGUGGUCUGAGGGUUACCGCAUGAUGGGGUCACCAGUGGAACAUGCUCGCCAACUUUGGCCUCAAGAUCAUGCCAAAUUCUGCGAGGUGAUGGAACAAUGGCAGGAAAAGAUGAACUUGAGCGAGAAAAUAGUGGCAAUGAUGCUUGGCUCAUUGGGUUUAACCCAUGAAGAAGAUAUGCAAUGGUUCGAACCCAAAAAUGGGAGUGACCGAACCAAAUGUGUGCUUCAACUGACCUCGUACCCAGUGUGCCCCGACCCUGACCGAGCCAUGGGGUUAGCCCCUCACACGGACACAUCCCUCAUCACUUUGCUAGACCAGGGUAACAUCAAUGGCCUCCAAGUUUAUAAAGAUGGUGAGGGGUGGGUCGCUGUUGAGCCAGUGGAGGGAGCCUUGGUGGUCAAUCUUGGUGAUUUGAUGCACAUUGUCAAUGGCAAGUUUAAGUCCGUCUUGCAUCGUGCGGUAGUGAAUAAGACGCACCACCGCGUGUCAACUGCGUUCUUCUAUGGGCCGCCAUGGGAUGCCAAGGUCUCACCGUUGCCAAAGUUGGUUGAUUUUGAUCAUCCGAAGCUGUAUCGGUCGGUGAUGUGGGAGGAGUAUCUUGAAAUCAAGAAGUGCGACUUUAGAAAAGCACUUGAGUCAAUUCGUCUUUGAAAUUUAGAUUA
Hibiscus syriacus is the source of this 1043-nucleotide messenger RNA. RefSeq names its product gibberellin 3-beta-dioxygenase 3-like. Lineage: Eukaryota; Viridiplantae; Streptophyta; Magnoliopsida; Malvales; Malvaceae. Gene Ontology annotation, molecular function: gibberellin 3-beta-dioxygenase activity. The record is from RefSeq and is a predicted model, not a curated record. Gene Ontology annotation, biological process: gibberellin biosynthetic process; response to light stimulus.